Ceratotherium simum simum (southern white rhinoceros) is the source of this 747-nucleotide messenger RNA. RefSeq names its product H1.2 linker histone, cluster member. Gene Ontology annotation, biological process: nucleosome assembly. Gene Ontology annotation, molecular function: structural constituent of chromatin; DNA binding. Lineage: Eukaryota; Metazoa; Chordata; Mammalia; Perissodactyla; Rhinocerotidae. Gene Ontology annotation, cellular component: nucleosome. The record is from RefSeq and is a predicted model, not a curated record.
GCUUUGCCACUUGUGCCCGAAUUUUAGAUCGUCAACAUGUCGGAGACUGCUCCUGCCGCUCCUGCCGCCACUCCUCCUGUGGAGAAGGCCCCAGUGAAGAAGAAGGCGGCAAAGAAGCCUGCAGGGGCGCGCCGCAAGGCGUCGGGGCCCCCGGUAUCCGAGCUCAUCACCAAAGCUGUCGCCGCUUCCAAGGAGCGCAAUGGCGUGUCCCUGGCUGCGCUCAAGAAAGCACUGGCGGCCGCUGGCUACGACGUGGAAAAAAACAACAGCCGCAUCAAGUUGGGACUUAAAAGCUUGGUGAGCAAGGGGACUUUAGUGCAGACUAAGGGCACCGGCGCCUCGGGCUCUUUCAAACUCAACAAGAAGGCUGCCACCGGGGAAGCCAAGCCCAAGGCCAAGAAGGCGGGUGCGGCCAAGCCCAAGAAGCCUGCGGGAGCGGCUAAGAAACCCAAGAAGGCUACUGGGGCGGCCACCCCGAAGAAAAGCGCUAAAAAGACCCCGAAAAAGGCGAAGAAGCCGGCGGCAGCUGCUGUGGCUAAGAAAGUGGCCAAGAGUCCAAAGAAAGCUAAGGCUGCCAAGUCUAAGAAGGUCGCCAAAAGCGCAGCUAAAGCAGUGAAGCCCAAGACUGCCAAGCCGAAGGUUGCCAAGCCCAAGAAGGCUGCACCCAAAAAGAAGUAGGUUGACCAUCUGCUUCUAAAACCCAAAAAGGCUCUUUUCAGAGCCACCACUGAUCUCAAGAAAAAAAAG